AGAGCCUGGACUCGGUAAUUAUAGGGCCCGCGGCUGCACUUUGACUGCGCUCAUGUAUGCUCUUGAGAAAAAGCCGCGCGGCUGAUUCUCACGAGAUGCACGCGCCGCGCACGCGCUUUACUCUGGCUCGCUCGCGCCAGCUUUGCUCGUCAUCCAGCGGCUGAAGCGCACAUUCCUGCUCGACUUCAGAGCACUCUGAGCUGCUGCUCGCACUCCGGCGCACCGGGAACCGCGGCUGACUCCUAAACCCUCUCAGCAGCAGAGGAUGAGGAGCGCUGCUGCUGCUGCCGGACAUCUGUGAAACUUUUACCGGAGAACCGCCCGGAGCGUCGCUCCCCGGAGACGAUGAGAGGUUUUCUGUUUUAGACAGACACACUUCGGCUCGGAAGCUCCUCCAUGGCUGUGGACGCCGCGUCCAGCUUCAGUUUCUGCCGUCCAGCUGUGGAGUACAGGGCUCUCCCUGAGGACUUCAAGCACCAAUUGAGUCGACGGACUGGCGGAAACCUAACCUGGCAUGACGGGCGCGGACAGAAAACAGCAGGAGGCAGAACAGUGAAGCUUCUGCAGCAGCCGGGGACGGAGGCCCUGCAGUAUUGCUCCAGUGACCGUUAUGGGAUAUAUCACACAAGUCCGACUCAGCCCAGCCUGAUCCGCCCUGUGGUACUCUGGUCACAGCAAGAUGUUUGUAAAUGGCUGAAGAAACACUGUCCACACAAUUACCUGACCUAUGUCGAGGCAUUCUCUCAUCACGCCAUCACAGGUCGUGCAUUGUUACGACUCAACAAUGAAAAGCUGGAAAGGAUGGGGUUAGUGCAGGAAACCCUUCGACAGGAGCUGCUGCAGCAGGUGCUGCAACUGCAGGUUCAAGAAGAAGGGCGCAACUUACAGCUGCUCAGCAGAGGUUCUUUUGGAAAUAUAUCCUAGCUUAAAAGUGGAAGAGUUGGAAUUUCUAAAUAUAUAUUUAUGAAAAAUCAGUGGAAUAAAUGAAUGUGGUCAGCAGCAGGGAUUUUGGCUGCUUCCUGACCAUAGACUACAUUACAUACAUCCCUAGACGAUACAGACUGAAAACUGUGAUGAAAAAGCAUCAUGACAGUAUGUUUACUUACUGCUAAUCAGUGCUUAUUCAUGGUCAACUUUCAAGUUUCACUUCUUUUUAUUUUUGUUCUCUGUCUUUGAAUGUCAAAAAACAUUGAUUAAUAAAAAAAAUGUUUAGAUGACA
Messenger RNA from Oryzias latipes (Japanese medaka), 1219 nucleotides. RefSeq names its product sterile alpha motif domain containing 10a (gene samd10a). Gene Ontology annotation, biological process: cell surface receptor protein tyrosine kinase signaling pathway. Lineage: Eukaryota; Metazoa; Chordata; Actinopteri; Beloniformes; Adrianichthyidae. The record is from RefSeq and is a predicted model, not a curated record. Gene Ontology annotation, cellular component: cytoplasmic side of plasma membrane. Gene Ontology annotation, molecular function: protein binding.